ACAUUUGAUUGGGAUAUGCUCCGAGAAAACGAGAAACAGUCCGUACACAUUCGCUGAAAACCACAGCGAACGGUAGUGUCUCCAGCAAUUUCUGCAUCUACUCUACCUCAUCUCCUUUUGGAACAACAGAGAUGACCUUCCGAGAGACUCCGAAUGUGUUGUUGCCUAGAUUUUCCAACAGCUAGUUCUAUUCAAAUAGUCCUCAACCACUUCCUUAUUUAUUGUUCGAUGAUAUUCGUGAAUAUUCAGUUGAAUUGAACGCUUUGAAACGUCUUUGGGGAAAAACAUUAUUAUAUUACACGAGACAAAUAGAUUUUAAUUAUGAUUGUCACGCAUACGCUACAAUGGGCGGAUUACGUGGUAAUUGCGGUGAUGUUGGCGAUAAGCAUCAGCAUAGGGCUGUACUACAGAUGCACUGGAGGAAAACAGAAGACGGUGGAGGAAUACUUCUCGGCGAAUCGAUCGAUGGGCAUUCUCCCAGUAGGAAUAGCCCUCAUGGUGUCGUUCAUGUCAGCAAUAACACUGCUGGGAGUAUCGUCCGAGAAUUAUGUUUACGGAACGCAAUUCGUUGUGAUCAAUUUAUCGUACUUGCUGGGGACGCCUAUCGUUUGCUACGGUUUCCUACCGGUUUUUUAUAAGCUGCAGGGGACCAGUGUCUACGAGUACCUGGAGAAACGUUUUGGAACAUCAACACGAGUCCUAGCGAGUUUCGUCCUGUGGAUUCAGCUGCUGUUGUAUUCAGGAGUGGUACUGUACGCUCCAGCAAUAGCAUUCGAGACAACGACUGGUCUCUCGAAAACCACGAGUAUUCUGAUAGUGGGUUUGGCCUGCGCCUUUUACUCCAGCAUCGGGGGAAUCAAAGCUGUCCUGAUCACCGACGUUUUCCAGGCUAUGCUCAUGUUUGCAUCGCUACUCCUAGUCAUUUUCACAGCCUCCAGUGAUAUCGGUGGCUUUGGAAGAAUUUGGGAAAUAGCUCAGGAAAGGGGCAGAAUAGAAUUCGACAACAUUUCCUUGAAUCCAACGACAAGACACACGUGGUGGAGCCUUGUAAUAGGUGGUGGUUGUACGUUCCUGUCCCUCUACGGGGUCAAUCAAGUUCAAGUACAGCGAUUACUGACUGUCAGGAGCUUGAAGAGUGCAAGAGCAGCCCUGUGGAUCAACUGGCCUAUUCUCACUGCCUUGUCCAUCAUAACUUGCUUCUCAGGCCUAGCUAUAUUCAGCAAAUACCGCGAUUGCGAUCCCAUUAAGGAUAAAAAAAUAACACCCGAUAUGCUGAUGCCCUAUUACGUUAUGGAUACCAUGUCAGAGUGGCCUGGAGUUCCUGGAUUAUUCAUUGCGGGAAUAUUUAGUGCUGGUCUGAGCACCAUCUCCGCUGCCCUGAAUUCUCUAUCAGCAAUAACACUGGAGGACUACGUCAAGCCCUUGUACUUCACGUGUACAGGCAAUGACCUGAGCCCUCAAAAGAGCCUAAUUUUGAGUAAAUUCCUGGCAUUUUUCAUUGGACUGGCGUCUAUCGCGUUGGCAUUCAUUGCCCAGUACCUGGGGGGUGUUCUCCAGGCGAGUUUAACCGUAUUCGGAGUCGUUGGAGGUCCUCUCCUGGGUCUGUUCACCCUAGGAAUGCUGUGUGAAUCGGCAACUCAACGGGGUGCUAUCACAGGUGCCAGUGUUGCCCUGGCAUUUCUCCUCUGGAUCGCCUUCGGAGGGCCACGUCCGGUGCCUCCCAAGCUGCCGACCUCCACGGCUAUGUGUAACGUGAAGGUCUCCCUUCAGAAUACCAUUCUUGCGAUGACGCAGACCAUUGGGGCCAAUCAGAACCUGACGACUCCUGUCAAUCAACCGGAGGUGGAGCAAUACUUUUAUUUGUACCGAAUCUCGUACAUGUGGUACGCACCCCUGGGACUGCUGAUCACUGUGGGGUUGGGGUGGGCGGCUAGUCACGUCUACAGGUGGUUCAGCAGUCAGGAGGAAAUGUACGUGGAUCCUAAUUUAUUUUUUCCUUGCGUUGCUAGGAGGAUCAAGGAGAGACAGGAGACUGAUGUCGAUAUUCGGGGCAUUCCUGGGAGCAUAUACCCUAAGAACUAUUCGUUCAAUCUCAGUGAGCCACCUAUUAUGGAGAAAAAUACCACGAAUAUUUAAUUAGUGAUUUGAGUUUGGUAGUAGAUAAUUCUUCAAGAAAUUGCGUAUUUUUUAUUUUAAUAAUUCGCAGGUUUUGAGUGGAUUCAGUAAUUUUUGAGAAUGAAUCAUUUUUGAGAUGAUGUGAUGCAGAAAUUGAAAGGAGUUUCAAUUUAAGCCGUCUCUUGGGAUAGGCAUGCUCGUCCAUACUUAAUGAUACCGCUAUCACGACCAAUAAUUUCACAAAUAUUGAAUUCACCACUGAAACUUAUCAUUGUAUAACGAUUUAAUUGUGGCAAUUUAAUUGAAUGAUAGAAUUUAAUUGGAAUGAAUAGAAUAGUUGAAUAUUCAUGAUUAGUUCAGCGAAAUGAUGUGGUCUCAAAAUUGCUGUAGGGAAUCAUCCACCCACGCUGGAGACGCAGAGCUCGAUUUUUUUUAUGUUUAAUUGUUAAGAGUUUAUUUUCGAUUAUUCAGCAUUACUUUUUUAUGUCUAUCUCAUGUCGAGCUCGAGGGAAAAUAGGCAUAAGUGGUAUCAAGAUGUAUUUUUAGAUAUUAUUCUAAUCCCGCUGUGAUGGAAAUUUUUUGCGGUGCGAAUCCCUUUAUUGGGUACUUGGGUGUUAAUCUGGGGCCAUCGUUGAUCAUAAAAGUGGGGAAAAAAGCUAUAGAAAACUUGUUAUUUUUUCUGUUAUGCCAGAAUUCUGUUAUGAAUUUUCAUUUAGAUUUUUAUUGGGAUUUCAUGCUAUUUUGAAUGGAUAUUUAGUACAAAUGACAAUUAUAUUAUCUAGAGAGUCUCGAAUAUAAUUUUUCUAAAUUUCUCACCUGAUUUUCCCGGUUCAGAAAUAGGGAAAAUCCCGACAAUGUUUAGAAAAUUCACACUCAAGACUUUCUAUCGAAAUAAUCGCAAAAAAAAUCAUAUUAUCAUUUAAUGUGUAAUAUUUUCUAUUAAAUAUCUGUCAAAAGAUUCCCGAGGCUGCGAAAAUAGAGAACCAUCACAGUAUUCUAGCGAAUUUCAAUAUUUUUCUAUUGAAUUAUUUCACAUUUGUAAUUAUGAAUUAGAGACACAUGAAUGGAUAAAUGAUAAUGAAUGAUAGCUCAAAAAGUAUCAGGUUGUACAGUAAAAAUUGUGGUGCUGGAUCUCAGGACAAUAAUACGUAUUUUUGCAGUGGAGAUCGCGAUUCGUCUUCCAAUGAAGAAAAACCUAAAAUGUUGAAAAAUCAAUGUACCUUGUUGUUUACUUAAAUUCCCUUGCAUUCCAAGUUUGUCUCAGUAACUGCCGAUUUUUAAAUAUGUCAGUACAGCGCUUAAUACUAGUUUUAGAUUUUUUAUCAUCACGAAACUAUUUUUUACACCAAACAUCACUUUUCGGGAAUUUUAGUCGAAUAAUCCCCUACGUUAUAUGCAGGACAUAUCACAGAUUAUUAUCAAAUGUAUUUUUACUGUAGAAAAAUUAUAGCAUUUGUAUUUUUGAAUGAAUUUCGAAUGGAUUGUGUCGUCGAAAAUCCGAGUAGUUGUAAAAGAAUUUUCGUUCUCAAACAAAAAGUGGAAAAAUUACAUGAACAUGGGCUGUACUUUUUGAAGGUUCGCAGACAAUUAAAUCGGAAAAUCCCACGAAAAAAUAAUUUAUUCAACGUCCCCAGCCAGAACGUAAAAUAAAUUUCGUUACCCAAUCAACCCGCUGGGCAAUAGAGGAAAAUCUGGGUCAGUAAAAAUGUCCGAUUAAUUUGUUUGUGAAUUAAUACGGUGUGUGAGUCAUUGUGUAUGAAUGAAUUAAUUACUAUUGUUGAUUUUUAAUAGCUCAAAGAAUAUAGAGAAUGUUGUGUUGUUAAAUGAAAUACAGUAUUUAUAUCUACAAUUGA
This is a messenger RNA of Diachasmimorpha longicaudata, 3968 nucleotides long. RefSeq names its product putative sodium-dependent multivitamin transporter. The record is from RefSeq and is a predicted model, not a curated record. Gene Ontology annotation, cellular component: membrane. Gene Ontology annotation, biological process: sodium ion transport; transmembrane transport. The transcript has 5 exons. Gene Ontology annotation, molecular function: symporter activity. Lineage: Eukaryota; Metazoa; Arthropoda; Insecta; Hymenoptera; Braconidae. Bases 322 to 2136 code for a protein of 604 amino acids.